Molecule: messenger RNA, 825 nt
Organism: Erythranthe guttata (spotted monkey flower)
Lineage: Eukaryota; Viridiplantae; Streptophyta; Magnoliopsida; Lamiales; Phrymaceae
Source: RefSeq, a predicted model, not a curated record
AUGGACGGUGGAGACGAAUCGACGGAGAAGAGUACUUGCUCUCCCGAGUAUUGGGUCAAGGGCCAGUGGACAUAUCAAGAAGAUAGGAAAUUGAUUAAGUUGGUUAAUCAGUACGGAAAUAGAAAAUGGUCAGCUGUGGCUGAGCAUAUGGUGGGAAGAAUCGGGAAGCAGUGUCGAGAGCGAUGGCAUAACCAUUUACGCCCCGAUAUCAAGAAAAGUCUUGUUUGGACCGACGAAGAAGAAAUGUUGAUAAUCAAAGCCCACGAACGGUUCGGAAACCGAUGGUCCGCCAUAGCUAACUAUGUACCCGGCCGAACCGAAAAUGCAAUCAAGAAUCACUGGAAUUCAAUCAAAAGAAAGCAGAUUUCGACUCGAAAAAUCAGCAAGCCCGAAAAGCUUAAAGGGGUAAUCACAUCAACUAUUUUAGAAGAUUACAUCAAGAACAAGUAUUUCAACAAUGAAUCAUACUCUUCAUCAACCACUAAUAACAACACCAACCCUAAUAAUGCAAUUACAAACCCUAAUAAUAACUACGAUUAUCAUCACGGCAUUUAUGAUGAUAUAUAUUACUUGAUUCACGAUACGAUUGAUGAGGAGAUUAAAUUCAUGAGAACCCUUUUUCCGAACAACGACAACAACCUCAAAAAUCAGACAGUCGGUUUAGCGGGACACGACUUGGUCGAAAUUUCCUCGAAACUUAAGAAGCUACUAAUUGAUGAUGAUUAUGGAGAUAUUUCGAUGGAGGAGGCGGAUAUUUACUUUUCUUCCUAUAUGUUUGAUGAAUCCGAUCAUGGGAAUAUUAUUGGAUCGAACAUGGAAUAUUGA